Molecule: messenger RNA, 2892 nt
Organism: Sander lucioperca (pikeperch)
Lineage: Eukaryota; Metazoa; Chordata; Actinopteri; Perciformes; Percidae
Product: radixin
Exons: 15
Coding region: 353-2071 (572 amino acids)
Biological process (GO): regulation of organelle assembly; positive regulation of protein localization to early endosome; positive regulation of early endosome to late endosome transport
Cellular component (GO): microvillus; adherens junction; cytoskeleton
Molecular function (GO): cell adhesion molecule binding; actin binding
Source: RefSeq, a predicted model, not a curated record
AGGACACAGCUCACCACGCCUCGGUACGGUAAGUUCGUCAGCCAUAUUGACUGUCUGUACCUCUUCUCUAUGGAGUGGACGCCUGGCGGAGGAGUCUGAAGCCCGUAUCACAGUACAGUGUCUGUAGGCUACGCACCUUGUCCGGUAAACAUCGCCGAGGGCGGAAAGUGAAACGCGCUAUUUUUACUCGCUGUGGAUAUAUAAAGUACUGCUGCCAGCUGGAGGGGGUGACAGUCUGACACAUCCUCAGCGCAGCCAGGAGGUGCUGGUGCCCCGGAGAGAGGCAGGAAGACGGAGGACAACUUCUUUCUGUUUUUUUUAGCAGUAGGGGACGGGCGGAGAGAGGAGAAAGAUGCCCAAACCGAUCAAUGUGCGCGUCACCACCAUGGACGCUGAGCUGGAGUUUGCCAUCCAGCCCAACACGACAGGCAAACAGCUUUUUGACCAGGUGGUGAAGACGGUGGGUCUGAGGGAGGUCUGGUUCUUUGGCCUGCAGUACACAGACAGUAAAGGCUACGUCACAUGGCUCAAGCUCAACAAGAAGGUGACCCAGCAGGAUGUGAAGAAGGAGAAUCCUCUGCAGUUCAAGUUCAGAGCGAAGUUCUUCCCAGAAGAUGUUUCUGAGGAACUUAUCCAGGAGAUCACACAGAAGCUCUUCUUCCUGCAGGUGAAGGAGGCCAUUCUAAAUGAUGAGAACUACUGUCCCCCAGAGACAGCCGUGCUUGUGGCCUCCUAUGCUGUCCAGGCCAAGUACGGAGAUUACAACAAAGACAAUCACAAGCCCGGCUACCUGGCAUCCGACCGGCUACUGCCACAACGAGUUCUGGAGCAACACAAGCUGACAAAGGAACAAUGGGAGGACAGAAUACAGACCUGGCAUGAGGAACACAGAAGCAUGCUCAGGGAGGAUGCAAUGAUGGAGUAUCUGAAGAUAGCUCAGGACUUGGAGAUGUACGGUGUCAACUACUUUGAAAUUAAAAACAAGAAAGGCACAGAACUGUGGCUGGGGGUCGAUGCCCUGGGACUCAACAUCUAUGAGCACGAAGACAAGUUGUCACCGAAGAUCGGCUUUCCCUGGAGUGAGAUCAGAAACAUUUCCUUCAACGACAAGAAGUUUGUCAUCAAGCCCAUCGACAAGAAAGCUCCAGACUUUGUGUUCUACGCCCCUCGGUUGCGGAUCAACAAGCGCAUCCUGGCGUUAUGUAUGGGAAACCAUGAGUUGUACAUGAGGAGGAGGAAGCCCGACACCAUCGAGGUGCAGCAGAUGAAGGCUCAGGCCAGAGAGGAGAAGCACCACAAGCAGAUGGAGAGAGCGCAGCUGGAGAACGAGAAGAAGAAGCGCGAGCAUGCAGAGAAGGAGAAGGAGCGGAUAGAGCGAGAGAAGGACGAGCUGAUGGAGAGGCUGAAGCAGAUCGAAGGGCAGACACAGAGAGCUCAGAAAGAGCUGGAGGAGCAGACUAGGAAGGCGCUGGAGCUCAUGCAGGAGAGGAAGCGGGCAAAGGAGGAGGCAGAGCGGCUGGAGAAGGAGAAGCAGGCGGCGGAGGAAGCCAGGGCAGCGCUGGCUCAGAAGGCUGCCGACCAGAUGAAGAACCAGGAGCAACUGGCUGCUGAGUUAGCGGAGUUCACUGCCAAAAUAGCUCUGCUUGAGGAAGCCAAGAGGAAAAAAGAAGAUGAAGCAUCAGAAUGGCAACUCAAAGCUUUGUCAGCACAAGACGACCUGGAGAAGACCAGGGAGGAGCUGAAGACGGCCAUGUCAUCUCCGCCAGCGCCAGAAAACGACGAGGAGGAUGAAACGAAUGCCGAGGCGAGUGCCGAGCUCCUCAGCGAUGGCGUCACCAGCCACCGCAGUGAGGAGGAACGCAUCACUGAGGCGCAGAAGAACGAACGUGUCAAGAAACAGCUACAGGCUCUGAGUUCAGAGUUGGCCGAGGCCCGGGAUGACACCAAGAAAACACAGAACGACAUGCUGCAUGCCGAGAACGUCAGGGCAGGCAGAGACAAGUACAAAACCCUGCGCCAGAUCCGCCAGGGCAACACCAAGCAGCGUAUUGAUGAGUUUGAGUCCAUGUGAGCAGGGAAGAAGCAUGGACACAACGAUGAAAAGAGACAGUUAGUCUCGUUGCCAUGUCAACGCCUCAAAUCCUGCUGCCACCCCAGGAACAAUUUUUUUUUUCUAUCCAGGAGAAAGAGCGGCUAAUGGGCUAUGUAGCUUCAGCCUCGCCAAAGCUCUGCGUAGCAGCGUUUGGCCAAUCACACUGCUACCUGCUUUUAAGAGCUCCGCCCCCAACACAACGAAGCACACAUCCUUUACUCUGUCGGAAAAAUAGCAAGCAGCAUAUCCUGUUAUCAACCUGGACUUCUCCCUUCUACGAUACUGACAGUUUUAAUGCUUGCAUGUAUGAUAAUUAAUCAACAACAGGACCAUUAGACAAAAUGAGAGGAUUGGUUGAUAUUGUGUUUAAAUUGUUUAAAAUAAAUGGCCAUUUGUAGCUUGUUGAUGUUGCCUGCACGCUUAUCCGUAACGCUUUAAUAUCUGUAACUUACUUUUACGUCUUAUGUCAUCAGUUGAACAAUUAAUUUGUUUUAAAAAAAAGCCUUAUUCGUCUCAUUUCCUUCCUGUCUAUAGUAUUACUUUUUGUCAUUUUGUGUUGGGAAAGUUAGUUGAGUCGUGCUGUCAGUGUCAUGAUCUGUUAAUGUUGCAUCAGUUUACUUAACUUCUUGAAUGGCUGUCAGUUUGCAAAUGCUCACUCUGAGAGUUUGAGCAAGCAGAUAUGCAAACUAGUUUUGCUUCUUUUAAAUUCAUACUGUGCUGGAGUUCUCAAUCCAUUGAGACAUUUGUUGAUUCAAAUAUAUUUUGCCCCACAAUAAAGAAUGAAUUUAUAUUUCCAACUA